Messenger RNA from Rotaria sordida, 435 nucleotides. The record is from the annotation of a GenBank genome assembly. Lineage: Eukaryota; Metazoa; Rotifera; Eurotatoria; Philodinida; Philodinidae.
AUGUUACGUACUGAUCAUGUAACUGAAUGUGCCAUUGAAUUAACAUCAAUUGAAAAUGAACUUGAACAAUUAGUACAAAGAAUGCGUCUUGGUGCAAUAUCUCAACAAAAUAGUAAUGUUUCAUUAACACCAUCUAGUCUCACAACAUCGAUACAUAGUGAUCAACAAAAUUUAUCUAUGAAUAAAACUGAUAAAUUAAAAGAUUUAAUGGAACGAUGUAAAAAAUUAAUUAAUAUUAUUCUUGUUCUUGAUGAUUUUGUUGCUAUUGAUGAUAAUAUAACGAAAUAUAUUGAAAGUAAUUUAUCAUUUUUAAAUUCUGGAAAAAUUUCAUCAAAUGAUAAUCAAUUAUAUAAACAAUAUUCUAAUUUACUUGAAAAUCUCACACAUAUUGUGAAUGAUCUUCGACAACAAUUACCAGCUAGUGUGAAUUUUUAA